AAUGACUGACGGUAAGAAGACGUAUUACCACCACACAACUAAGGACGGAGCCGCACAAAUAAUACAGUCAGGGUACAUCAAGCAAUCAACUGAUACGAAAACAGAUGCUGCGUAUGGUCCCGGUACCUAUCUUACUAGAAUGGGCCCAGACAAGUCCCAGAUAGAUAUAGCAAGGAAUAACUACGACGGAUGCGAUCAAUUCGCAGAUGAAAUGCUGAGGGCGGGUAAAACAGACGUGACCAUAGCCAUUGAUCUGGCCAGCAAUCAGGUUACCAGGGCGAAGUCAGAUCGUGACAUUCAUGUGUCGCCGGGAGAUGUUACCAUAAAGGACAAAAAUCCAAGGGUUUAUGUGAGGGGUGAAGAUGGAAAGGCUAGGAAGUACAAACUCAAGUAGAAACUGAAACCCUCGAGUACUGGUACACACGAUUUCUUUCCGUUUGCUUUGAAAUAAAUGCUAAAUUUUCUCUCUAAAAUCUACAAAUACGAAAUGAAAUCUUCAAACUUAAAAGGCUGACAUUAUUUUUUUAAUUAACCAAAAUUAUGUGAAGAAGCCAAAAAAAUCAAAAUGUUGAUGUAUAGGAGGGAGCUGCAGUUACCAAAUACUUUAUCAUUUUCGUAUUUUUUGAUAACUGAAAUUUUAAAAACAACAUUGAAAAGGACAUGAAAUACUUGUGUGUCAAUUCUGAAUCGAUGCCAAUACUCUUAAGAACAGAAGGUACUACAUCUCGGACAAAAGAAACUGAUGGUCGAGUGAAAACAAGAAAAGACUGUAAUAUUUUCAUGAAAUCUUAAUUUGACUCCAGCUUUAUUAGGACUGUUAUAAUUAUAAGUGUAUUUUUAUGGCUAAACGAAAACAACAUGGAAAUAGCAUGAUAAUGUAUAGAUAAUACCUAAUCAACUGGAUAGAGGCCUCUCUUCCUCAGUUCUUACGACAGUUUGAUGAUAGACAGGUCUGAAGUUGGAUAAAAGAUUUCCACAAUCUGUAGAUAGAACUUGGGUCAUCUAACCGAUUGGUCAAGUAGAAAUGGAAAAAGAACAAUGCAAUUCAUCAUCAAAUGAAUUACAGGUUGUGUAAAUUAUUUGCACGACGCUAUAUUGCCAUCGUCCAAAAGUUUAGUUUUUUUUUUUUUUUUUUGUCUUUUAAACUUUAAAGUAGAUCAAUAAUUAAAUGCACUCAAGCGAUCACUUUCAGGACGAUGCUUACAUUUUAAAUUUGUCAGAGUUACACAUUUCUGUGGUAAACAGUUUAUACAUCGGUGGCAGUGAAGUAUUUUUCACAUGAGGCAUAAAAUCAACCAGAAGAGCUUACCGUCUAAAACAUCUCUAAGAAGAUUUACACGCUGGUAUCAUUUUCAAACAUGAAUUCAAUUGUAGAUAUAAUUCUUUUGAUAGGUAUUGCAAAUUUCAAUUGAUUAUAUGCAUUUGCUCUCACUAUUUUUUAUUGUCCA
This is a messenger RNA of Pecten maximus, 1448 nucleotides long. RefSeq lists its product as uncharacterized. The record is from RefSeq and is a predicted model, not a curated record. The transcript has 2 exons. NCBI's taxonomy places the organism in Eukaryota, Metazoa, Mollusca, Bivalvia, Pectinida, Pectinidae. The coding region runs from base 2 to 394 and encodes 130 amino acids.